Molecule: messenger RNA, 3422 nt
Organism: Chelmon rostratus (copperband butterflyfish)
Lineage: Eukaryota; Metazoa; Chordata; Actinopteri; Chaetodontiformes; Chaetodontidae
Gene: slc4a1b
Product: solute carrier family 4 member 1b (Diego blood group)
Exons: 18
Coding region: 177-2702 (841 amino acids)
Biological process (GO): regulation of intracellular pH; bicarbonate transport; transmembrane transport
Cellular component (GO): plasma membrane; basolateral plasma membrane
Molecular function (GO): solute:inorganic anion antiporter activity; monoatomic anion transmembrane transporter activity; bicarbonate transmembrane transporter activity
Source: RefSeq, a predicted model, not a curated record
CACAGAGACAGCUUUAAAGAGGUGGUGUUUAUAAAGUCACGCUUUUUUGACAUUCUGGGGUCAGUCGCCUGUCACUGCUGUCGGCUUGGCGAGUGCCUGCAGGAGCUGGCUGGAACAUCAACACCAACGCCAACCCCAGUGCAGAGUGUCAGAGGUACGUGGAGCUGAGGGAGCUGAUGAAGGACCAGAAGCAGCAGGCCUACUGGCAGGAGACGGGCCGAUGGGGGGGCUACGAGGAGAGCUUCGACCCCCAGUCCGGGGUGUGGGGGGCCUCGCACAUCUCCUACCUCACCUUCAAGAGCCUCAUCCAGCUGCGCCGCACCAUGAAUACAGGUGUGACGAUAUUCGACUGUGAAGAGCAGACCCUGCCCAGCAUCGCUGAGAAGAUGGUCAACGAGAUGGUCAACAAGAAGGAGAUCAGAGCUGGAGACCGGGAAGGCGUGCUGAAAUCUCUGCUUCAGAACCGCAGCCAAUCAGAUGACCCCGAGAGACAAGCCCUGUCUGAUGGGGUGGACCUGCAGAAGUUUUCAGUGAGGGAAAGAAGGGAUGAAUCAGACCGUGUAGAGGCCUCCAUGGUGCUAGUAGGAGCCUUGGACUUUCUGGAGAGGCCCACGGUCGCGUUUGUGCGUCUGAAGGAAUCAGCGGCGCUCGACUCUGCCUUGGAGGCCCCGGUGCCGGUGCGCUUUGUCUUUGUUCUGGUGGGCCCCAGCAAGACUGACAUGGACUACCACGAGACUGGCCGCGCUAUGGCAGCGCUGCUGGCUGAUAAAGUGUUCAACCAGACAGCGUUUCAGGCAAAGAGCGCCCGCGAGCUGACCGACGCCGUGGGCGACUUCAUGGACUGCAGCAUCGUCAUCCCGCCCACCGAGAUCCAGAACGAAGCGAUGCUCACCUCGAUCAUCAGCUUUCAGAAGAAACUGCUGCAGGACAGGUUCCAGGCCUCUGAUCCCACGGCCCGCCUGGACUCCAAGCCUCGCAGGGUUUCCAUCUCUACCGGGCCGCCACCUGAAGACCCCCUGUCCCGCACCGGUCGACCGUUUGGUGGCAUGAUUCGAGACAUAAAGAGGCGCUUCCAGUACUACAAGAGUGACAUCACAGAUGCUCUUAACGCCCAGGUCCUUGCUGCCGUCAUCUUCAUCUACUUUGCCGCCCUUUCUCCAGCCAUCACCUUCGGAGGACUGCUUGCUGAUAAGGUGGAGAACAUGAUGGGCGUCCCAGAGCUCCUCAUCUCCACCAGCAUUCAGGGGAUCAUCUUCUGCUUCAUCGCGGCUCAGCCCGUCCUGGUGAUUGGAUUCUCAGGCCCUCUGUUAGUGUUUGAGGAGGCUUUCUUUGCUUUCUGCAAGUCUCAGGGCAUUGAGUACAUUGUGGGCAGGGUGUGGGUCGGAGUGUGGCUGGUCAUCAUUGUGGUGGUCAUCGUGGCCUUUGAGGGCAGCUUCCUGGUGCGUUUCAUCUCCCGCUUCACCCAGGAAAUCUUCUCCAUCCUCAUCUCCCUCAUCUUCAUUUAUGAAACCUUCGCAAAGCUAGGGAGGACAUUUCAGGCCCAUCCGCUGGUGCUGAAUUACGAUCACCUGAAUUCAUCUCUAGAAAAUCCCUGGCACCCUAAGGUGGAGGAGACGAUCCUGUAUGACAAUGCUACAGGCAACACGACUGUUAUUAUCAACACUAUUAAAUCAGCGUACCCCAACACGGCCCUGCUCUCCAUGUGCCUCAUGCUUGGCUGCUUUUUUAUUGCUUACUUCCUGCGGCAGUUCAAGAACGGCACUUUUCUUCCUGGAAAGGUCAGGCGUUUGAUGGGUGACUUUGGCGUGCCUAUCUCCAUUUUCCUCAUGAUUGUCGUGGACUACAACAUUGAGGAUACCUACACUCAGAAACUAGUUGUCCCCAAAGGUCUCAUGGUUUCCAACCCAGCCAAAAGGGGCUGGCUUAUCAACCCCUUCGGAGAGCACAUGCCUUUCCCUGUGUGGCUGAUGUUCGCAUCCUGCAUCCCGGCCUUGCUCGUCUUCAUUCUGAUCUUUCUGGAGUCUCAGAUCACAACCCUGAUUGUGAGCAAACCUGAGAGGAAGAUGGUCAAAGGCUCUGGGUUCCACUAUGACUUGCUGGUUUUAGUCGGCAUGGGAGGGCUCAGUGCAAUCUUCGGUGUGCCAUGGCUCAGCGCUGCCACAGUGCGAUCUGUCACCCACGCCAAUGCCCUCACCGUCAUGAGCAAAGGACCAAAACCUGUGAUUGAGAAGGUGAUGGAGCAGAGGAUCAGCGGCAUUCUGGUGGCGUUGCUGGUUGGUCUGUCAAUUCUGAUGGAGCCGAUCCUGAAGAUGAUCCCGAUGUCGGCCUUGUUUGGGAUCUUUCUCUACAUGGGUGUUACCUCACUCAACGGCAUCCAGCUGUGGGAUCGCAUGCUGCUUCUGCUCGUUCCUAAGAAAUACCACCCUGAUGAACCCUACGCCACUAGAGUGAGCACAGGACGAAUGCAUUUGUUCACGGCCAUCCAGAUAGUGUGCCUUGCAGUCUUGUGGCUUGUUAAGUCCAGUCCGAUGUCCCUCGCACUUCCCUUCGUACUCAUCCUCACCAUCCCUCUACGCAUGUGCAUGACCGGGCGUCUCUUCACCGAACUGGAAAUGAAAUGUUUGGAUGCCGACGACGCCAAAGUGACUUUCGAGGAGGAGCCGGGGCAGGAUGUGUACUAUGAAUCUCAGAUGCCAUUGUAGAUGUUUUUCAAUGACAGCUGCCAGCAACAUUUUAUUUUAACAAGAAUAUAUUUAUUUUAUAUGUGGCUCAAAUGAAUGUUUCAUCUACCUAAGAGCACAAACAUGUUCAGAGUGUUUUUUUUUAAAUGAAAACUGUCUUGGUUAAACAUUCCCAAAGAGUUUUCAGCAGUCGCUCAGGUAAAUUCUUUGCAUCAUGUUGUUUUGUUUCUGACAGCCUGUGCUUUAUACACCACUGAAGCUGGAAAUAUUUAUAAAACACUGACAUGUUUUUACAAAAGAGAAAGACAAAAAAUUGCAAAUGCUUUUGAAAACAAUCAGAAUAGAUGAAAUCAAAAUGAAAUAAAAACUCUUCAGUGAUACCAGCACUCCAAAAGUGGAGAAAUUACUGAGUGGAAAAUAUUGUAGUGUUAUAGCCAAAGUUGGAUGUUUUUCCAAGCAACCGCACAUUGAAUGUAAUGUUAAACUUGUGCCACUUAAGUUAUUGUUGUAUUCACUUUUUUGAUGAAAGUAAACUCCAAACUCUGAAUUAAAUAAUAAGUGACUUUUAAGGCAACGAUGCAAGCAACGAUCAACCUGGUAACAUUGAAGAGCAAAAGGACAACACAACAAUGCUGAGAAAAAAGUGAAUUUUUGUGUGUGUUGUUAAGAUUUAUACUGUGUGUUAUGUUGCUGUCUUCUUGCCUUUUCUCUAUAAACAAUAAAAAACUACCUCCCAAAAGA